AUGCAAUCCAUUGAUUCAUUGAGAGAAUUAAAUUCCAAGCUUGUAGCCGAGAUUGCCGAGCUUAGAAAGGAGAAUGCAAAGUUGAAACAGAUUAUUGAGGAGAAUACAGAGCGCGAUGUUAGAGUUGAGGAACUAGAGCAAAAGAAUACAGAGCUUGAGGCCAGACUUGCGAUAUUGGAACAGGGAGAAAAAGGUAUUUCUACGGAAGAUGUUUCUCAAUCUCCAGUAAAUUCUAACGAUACUCCAAAACAGAUAGUGCAACAAUGUGAUGAUACCCCAGUAUCUGAUAUAACUGAUAACACUUUAAAUUCUAACGAUACCCAUGAGAAGUCUAACACAUCUAAUUCUGAUAUAUACCAGGAUUCAGUGAUCCCCAUAUAUCCUACAGAAACCAUAUCAUUUGCUUCGCAAAGCGACUUACGUCGCCUGGAUGAGAAAGAAGAAAAUGAAUUUCUGGAUUCAAUGUAUAAGGAACAGGUUAGUAAAGAGAUAAUUCAAAGCAUUAGGGAGAAGAAACUUCGAGAUCAAAAUUCAGACUUAUCUUUAGUUAAUCAAACCAUUUCUUCAGCAGAAUCUGAAAAGACAGUGACAUCUACAUCAUAUGAAUCAAAAACCGUGACAAAAUGUCACGAUCAAAAUAAUGCCCUGGAUAAUACCACUUCCGAAAUACUCGAAUCAGAUAAUCAAAUCAUAGAAGGUUUAAUACAAGAGAUAACCUAUGGCCACGAGCAGAGAAUUGUCUCCGAAAUCAAUCCUUUAUCUUCAAUUAAUGGAAACAAUGAUGAGGUAAAUGUUAGUGGUAUACAGGAUAUAGUUCCAGGCUCUGUACAAAGUUUAUCAGACUUAUUUGAUAAAGCAAUUAAAUCAGCAGAUGGCGAGAUUAAAGAUAAAACAGCAAGAUCAAAAAUAUAUAAGGAAAUGAAACCUUUUCUACCUAAUAUUACAGAUGCAAAUUUGCAUAAGAAAACUGAAAGAGCGAGAAAAAUUCUUAAGCUAUUUGGUGGUAGAGGAGUAGGCAUAGAUAAAAUCGAAUACAUUACAUAUAGUACAAGUACAAUUUCGGGAUUGAAAAAUACUCAAAUUCAGCAUAUCAUAUAUGAGGUGACUUUAAAAACCGUGCCAAAAUGUCACGAUCAGAUUAAUGUAGAGGAGGAUUUACCGGAAGACAAGAAGACCUCAUCUAAAAAACAGAUUAAUCGUAAGAAUAAUCAUGCGAAUUUUAUUAAGAAAACAUUAGAGCAAUUUCCCGAUCUAUAUUACGAAUGCAGUAGUGAAAAUUUUGAUUACUAUGGAAUUACCAGUGAGACAUUAUGCCCUUUAUGUAAAUUAGAUCAUGAGGGCGAGGAAGGCAUAGAAGAUAAAAUUCGUUCCAAAUUGUAUAAAAGAUAUAAAAAUGAAACUGGGCUUGAUCCCUGGAUAAAAUCUGAAUCCUUACAAAUCAGUGAAGCUAGCAUAGCCAAAAAGAAUGUUAAUAAUUAUAUCCCACAAAAUAAUUCACUGGAAACUCAGAUAAGGAUACCAUGGAUAAAUGUUCAGCCUACAUCAUCCAAACUUCGGUCACCAAUUUCUAUUCUACCUAAAGAUCCAGAAGAGAAACAAAAACAUGUUAUCAAAAUGGUAUUAGAGCGAUUUCCUUAUUUAACUUUGAAACAUAGUUUUAAAAAGAGUGAUAACUUCGUUUUUAACAGUUUCAUAUCCUGCCCUAUAUGUAAUAAAAAUUAUAAAAAAGAAAAUAUAAGAAAUUUUAUAGAGGGUAUUUGGGGUAGUAGUGAAUAUUGUGGCAAAAAAGCUUAUCGUCUUUAUUGCUAUACAAAUAAAUAUCAGAAUUCAAUCCACAUAGUAAGUAUAAAAGCAUGA
Molecule: messenger RNA, 1857 nt
Organism: Cetraspora pellucida
Lineage: Eukaryota; Fungi; Glomeromycota; Glomeromycetes; Diversisporales; Gigasporaceae
Source: the annotation of a GenBank genome assembly